UCGUGUGAUAUCGGAUGUCUGUCUUCUCUGUGUUCUGUUUUCUUUUUUUUUCCCCUCUCCCCCUCUGGCCCUGUCUUCUUAUGUGGUGGCAGCGAUUCUGGUCAAUUCGUAGCGGAGCCUUGGAAAUGAUUCUAGUCUAAUGGAUGCGCGAAUCGUGCAGGAUGCGGAGAUUAUUGUUCCGUUCUGAUAAAAAAUAAAAAAUAAAAAUAAGACGGAAAUCUUAUUGGAUUCGAGCGCUGAAACGUUAAGAGGACGCAAUUCAGACGCGGAUCUUUUCCAGGUGUGUGAUGAGACAAAGAAACAAAGGAUGCCUUAGAGAGGAGGUUGCCUGUACGCCUGGAAACCUCUUCAAAGCGCGCCACCAAAUGGAUCAAACGCCUCCCCCUGCCACCUCCAGAUCAUGAUACUCGGCUGAAGCUAUUCCACUACAUUUAUGAUCCCUCCUCCAUCUAUGGCGAACUAUAGCCAUGCAGGGGACCACACCAUCUUGCAGAAUGUUUCUCCUCUUGCCACAUUCCUCAAAUUAACCUCCCUGGGUUUCAUCAUUGGAGUCGGUGUGGUAGGGAACCUCCUGAUCUCCAUCCUGCUGGUCAAAGACAAGAGCCUGCACCGAGCACCCUACUAUUUCCUGCUGGACCUGUGCGCCUCGGAUAUCCUACGCUCCGCUAUCUGCUUCCCCUUUGUCUUCACCUCUGUAAAGAAUGGAUCUGUCUUAACCUACAGCAUACUGACCUGCAAAGUGAUUGCCUUCCUCGGUGUGCUCUCCUGUUUUCAUACAGCAUUCAUGCUCUUCUGCGUCAGCGUCACCCGCUACCUGGCCAUCGCGCAUCACCGCUUCUACACCAAGAGGCUGACGUUCUGGACGUGCUUGGCCGUCAUUUGCAUGGUGUGGACGUUGUCGGUGGCCAUGGCGUUCCCUCCGGUGCUAGACGUCGGGACGUACACGUUCAUCCCGGAGGAGGACCAGUGUACGUUUCAGCACCGCUCCUUCAGGGCGAACGACUCGCUGGGCUUCAUGCUCCUGCUGGCGCUCAUCCUUCUGGCCACGCAGCUGGUUUACCUCAAGCUCAUCUUCUUCGUCCACGACCGCCGAAAGAUGAAGCCCGUCCAGUUCGUGCCUGCCGUUAGCCAGAACUGGACCUUCCACGGGCCGGGCGCCAGCGGGCAGGCUGCGGCCAACUGGCUGGCUGGGUUUGGCCGCGGUCCCACCCCGCCUACUUUGCUGGGGAUCCGACAGAACAGCAACGCAGCGGGCCGCAGACGUCUUCUAGUGCUCGAUGAGUUCAAAACGGAGAAGAGGAUUAGUAGGAUGUUCUACAUAAUGACAUUUUUCUUCUUGGCUCUGUGGGGGCCCUACCUGGUUGCCUGCUACUGGCGCGUGUUUGCCAGGGGCUCUGUGGUUCCUAGAGGGUACUUGACAGCAGCCGUGUGGAUGAGCUUUGCCCAGGCCGGGGUCAAUCCUUUCAUCUGCAUCUUCUCCAACAGGGAGCUUCGGCGCUGCUUCAGCACCACACUCCUCUACUGUAGAAAAUCCAGGUUACCGAGGGAACCCUACUGCGUUAUAUGACGGUUUUGCUGGGGUUUUUUACUCAACUAUGUCUUGGUUACCCUGGUUUAUCUUGAUGUGGGCUUGUCCCAGUUGUACAGCUCUUGUUCUACGCCCUUCCCCUUCAACCUCCUGGUUUUCCCUUGCUCCUCCUUCUCAGAGGGUGGAGGGUGGACUGCCGAUCACGCGGCUCUGCGUGGGUGAUUAAAUUACAAAAAGUCCAAUUCAACAUGGAGACCGAAUGGAAUGGGAAUAUAGAGAAGAUAUGGAUCCCCUCCUAUGUUUAUGUUCUAGUAAACAGACAUUGUGGAAGGCCAUGCCGAUGCAGAAAAGCAAAAAGUAAAAAAAAAAAGGUUUUUUUUUUCUUUCCUUUGACAAAACGAUGAAAACAAAACCUCCUGCUUUGGAUCUUUCGAAGACGAGUUACUCUGUGAUGUGUGAAAUACAAAAAAUAAAAAUAAAAAAGUUUAAAAAGUGAACAUGUAAUGAAGAAACAAUACCUCUCAAGGAAUCAUUGGAAAUGUUUUACAGUUUAAGAGUUGCACUAAAAAGAAGAUGUAAAGUUGCAUUUCUUUGGUCGAUGGUUGCCAUCUGCAUUGCAAGGACAACUUUUUUUCCUCCCUCUUUGUUUUUGUUCUCCUUCAGCGUAAACGAUGAAUGCUUUAAUUUGCAACAGACAACACAAUUGUCUUUACCGUACGUAAAGCAAAACUUGGUGACGUUGGGAUACACACCAUCACAAGAGGAUGAGAUGGUUUUAAUGUAAGUGGUUUCCUUUUCAAUUUACCGGGAGGGCGGGCGGGCGUUACCGGGGGCGAGGGUUUACCAUUUGUGGUUUUUUUUGGUUUUUUUGAAGUUGCAACUUUAAGACUAGAAAUUAUUUCUUGUAGUUUUACGAUCCAUAUGUCCAUAGUCCAUAGUCUCGCAUUGUUACUUUCUUAACUGAUUUUAUGAGAAUAAAAUAAAAUAAAAGAUGGAGCAAUGUAUGGGUUCGGAAUAAAAAAACAAAAAGACUGAUUUUUAAAGAACAAAAACAAAACGGAUCUUGUGCUUAAAAAAAAAAAGACAUUGAAGACGUAGUUUAAUGUUUCAUCAUAUCCAUGUACCUAAACACUAUCAUAUUGUGACAGUAUUGCCGAUGCCACUCCGGGUGUUCUUGCCUUAAUGGUGAUGAUAUUGUCAUGUUUUUUUUAAUUAUUAUUAUUUAUUCCCAUUCAGUCCUAAAAAAAAAAGAAGAAAACGGUUUUUUUUCUUCUUUUGUAGAUGCAAGGGGAGCUGUUUUCUUUUUCUUUCUUUCUUUGUCACAUCAGCGUGAAAUGCAUGUCCAUCUUUUUUAAAAAGCUGGUCCACUCCCAUGAGCAUCGCAGGCCGUACACUGAGCAGCCCAUUUUUUAUUCUGCAAUGGUUUGCUACACCCCACAGAGUGCGGCGAGCACAGCGAGAGAGAGAGAGAGAGAGUGUGUGUGUGUGUGUGUUGCAGUGGAUGUGUAUUACAGCAAAGAUGUGCGUGAGCUUGACAACCUUCACUUCAAGACCAGAGCCUUAGUAUGAAAUCUUGCACAAUUUGUAAAAAACAUAAAAGGAAAAAAAAAAGAAAAGA
Xiphophorus couchianus (Monterrey platyfish) is the source of this 3146-nucleotide messenger RNA. RefSeq names its product G protein-coupled receptor 85 (gene gpr85). Gene Ontology annotation, molecular function: G protein-coupled receptor activity. Bases 434 to 1567 code for a protein of 377 amino acids. The record is from RefSeq and is a predicted model, not a curated record. Gene Ontology annotation, cellular component: plasma membrane. Gene Ontology annotation, biological process: G protein-coupled receptor signaling pathway. The transcript is spliced from 2 exons. Lineage: Eukaryota; Metazoa; Chordata; Actinopteri; Cyprinodontiformes; Poeciliidae.